GUUGAAGUUCAAUUUUGCUGUCACAAGGGCGAGACUACAAAGGCACGGAAUGUAUAUAAAAGGACCGUGGUUCCCCUGGAUCCUGUAGCCAUGCUCUCCAUUCUGCAUCCUCAUCUCCAGCUCCAGUCUCUUCAUCCUACAUCACCUACUUAUCCAAGGCACCCAAGCCAUUAACACCAUGCAGCUCUCCCACGUUCUUACCCUUGCCUUUGCGACCGCCGCCCUGGCCAAGGUCUACAACGACAACAGCCCGAUCUCCGACUCGGUGCCGGGCCCCUCCAGUGCCGUUGUCAUGCAAGCCGACGUCUUCGGGACCGCAGUCGGUAUCGCGAGCGCUAAGCUCCGUGCCAAGACCCUGGAAGCCCGUGCAUCCACCAUUGUGGUAUGCGAGGACAUGAAUGGUGGUGGCUCUUGCUUAACCAUCACCGGGAUUGAGAACGGCGUCUGCUACAACAUCAACGGUAUAUGGAACGAUUCCAUCUCGUCUACCGACACUCAUGGCGCCACUUGUACCGUGUUUGAGAACCAGGGCUGUAGCGGCGACCAGUCGACCGCUAAUGGCAAAGUGAACUGGGGGCACAUGAAUGAUAUAAUUAGCUCGUUCAGGUGCUUUCAGUAG
Molecule: messenger RNA, 619 nt
Organism: Xylaria bambusicola
Lineage: Eukaryota; Fungi; Ascomycota; Sordariomycetes; Xylariales; Xylariaceae
Exons: 2
Coding region: 179-619 (146 amino acids)
Source: RefSeq, a predicted model, not a curated record